Epinephelus moara (kelp grouper) is the source of this 15804-nucleotide messenger RNA. It is a transcript of the gene herc1, whose product is annotated as HECT and RLD domain containing E3 ubiquitin protein ligase family member 1. NCBI's taxonomy places the organism in Eukaryota, Metazoa, Chordata, Actinopteri, Perciformes, Serranidae. The transcript is spliced from 79 exons. Gene Ontology annotation, molecular function: protein binding; ubiquitin-protein transferase activity. The record is from RefSeq and is a predicted model, not a curated record. Bases 316 to 15261 code for a protein of 4981 amino acids.
ACAGACACCCUGAAAGACAGACAGACAGGUCCAACGUCACAGCCCUGGGGGCUGGAGCUGGGGCUCGGUGAGGGUUGGGACGGAGCUGCUGCUGCUGCCCGGACCCAGUUGCAGAGGAAGGUAGAGGAGAGGCGGGUCAUGGACAUCCAUGCAUGGCUCCGUCCUUUCACAGUAACGUUAUCAAAGCGGACGGAUAUUGACUGAAGCGUUGGUGUCGAUGCAAUGAAGCCCAGCCAGGUUCUUGUGUGAGCACCUGAGCACACGACAGGAGGCCUCUGACAGUUUACUGGACUGAUGGCUCCAGAGUGACAUGCCAUGGCUUUAAUGAUCCCCCCGGUGAAGCUCAAAUGGCUGGAGCACCUAAACAGCUCAUGGAUCACGGAGGACAGCGAGUCCAUCGCCACACGGGAGGGAGUCUCGGUGCUCUACUCAAAGCUGCUGGCCAACAAAGAGGCUGUGCUGCUGCCCCAGCAGGUGCUGUGUCUGAAGGGCCCCCAGCUUCCUGACUUUGAGCGUGAAUCCCUCUCCAGCGAUGAGCAGGAGCACUACCUGGACGCUCUGCUCAGCAGCCAGCUGGCCUUGGCCAAGAUGGUCUGCUCUGACUCUCCCUUCGCUGCUGCCCUGCGCAAACGCGUGCUGGUGCUCCAGCGCAUCUUUUAUGCACUUUCCAACAAGUACCACGACAAGGGGAAGGUCAAGCAGCAGCAGCACUCUCCAGAGAACAACUCGGGCUCUGCUGAUCUGCACUCUGUCAGCGAGCGGCCGCGCUCCAGCACCGACGCGCUCAUCGAGAUGGGUGUUCGCACUGGCCUCAGCCUUCUGUUUGCUCUGCUGCGGCAGAGCUGGAUGAUGCCUCCUCCACCUAGCCCCGGUGGAAGUCCUGGGGGCAACAUAAACUUGUGUAAUGAUGUCAUUCACACAGCCAUUGAUGUGGUCAGCUCCCUGCCACCUCUCUCCCUGGCCAACGAGAGCAAGAUCCCGCCGAUGGGCCUGGACUGCCUGGCCCAGGUCACCACUUUCCUGAAGGGGGUGACCAUGCCAAACUCUGGGGCGGAUAUUUUAGGGCGGCGACUCGCCUCAGAGCUGCUGCUAGGGCUGGCCUCACAGAGGGGCUCCCUGCGCUACCUGCUGGAGUGGAUUGAGAUGGCCUUGGCUGCAUCAGCCGUGGUCAGUGCCAUGGAGGAGAACAAGGUGCUACAGAACCAAGAAGGGCUCAUCGGAUAUGACUGUUUCAUGAACAUCCUCAUGCAGAUGAGACGCUCUCUGGGCUCCUCAGCAGAUCGCAGCCAGUGGAGAGAACCCACACGGACCUCUGAUGGCUUGUGCUCAUUGUACGAGGCAGCACUCUGUCUUUUUGAAGAGGUAUGUCGUAUGGCAUCAGACUACUCUCGCACCUGUGUCAGCCCGGACAGCAUACAGACCGGCGAGGCCCCCGUGGUGUCUGAAAGCUGCGAGGUGUACGUGUGGGGCAGUAACAGCAGCCACCAGCUCGUGGAGGGUACGCAGGAGAAGAUCCUGCAGCCCAAGUUGGCCGCCAGCUUCGCCGAUGCACAGACAAUUGAGGCGGGUCAGUACUGCACUUUCGUCAUCUCCUCUGAUGGCUCUGUUCGGGCCUGCGGGAAGGGCAGCUAUGGCCGCCUGGGCCUCGGGGACUCCAACAACCAAUCAACGCUCAAGAAGCUGACCUUUGAACCCCACCGUGCCAUCAAGAAGGUGUCGUCAUCCAAGGGCUCAGAUGGCCACACGCUGGCCUUCACCACGGAGGGCGAGGUGUUCAGCUGGGGUGACGGUGAUUACGGCAAACUGGGUCACGGGAACAGCUCAACACAAAAAUACCCCAAACUGAUCCAGGGGCCGCUGCAGGGGAAGGUGGUGGUGUGUGUGUCUGCUGGAUACAGACACAGUGCUGCAGUCAGUGAGGAUGGAGAGCUGUACACAUGGGGUGAAGGAGAUUUUGGCCGAUUAGGUCACGGUGACAGCAACAGCCGGAACAUUCCUACCCUGGUUAAAGACAUCAGCAACGUGGGAGAGGUGUCAUGUGGUAGCUCCCAUACCAUCGCACUGUCAAAGGAUGGACGCACUGUGUGGUCCUUUGGAGGAGGGGACAACGGGAAACUAGGUCAUGGUGAUACUAAUCGAGUCUACAAGCCAAAAGUAGUGGAGGCCCUGCAAGGGAUGUUCAUCAGGAAAGUGUGUGCAGGAAGCCAGUCGUCUCUCGCCUUAACCUCCACCGGACAGGUGUAUGCAUGGGGCUGUGGUGCUUGCCUGGGAUGUGGGUCCUCUGAGGCCACAGCGCUCAGACCCAAACUCAUUGAGGAGCUGGCUACCACCAGGGUGGUGGACAUCUCCAUAGGGGAUAGUCACUGCCUGGCUCUGUCACAUGACAAUGAAGUGUACGCAUGGGGCAACAACUCCAUGGGCCAGUGUGGUCAGGGGAACUCCACAGGGCCGAUCACGAAGCCCAAGAAGGUCGUCGGGCUGGACGGAGUCGCUAUUCAGCAGAUCUCAGCCGGCACGUCCCACAGCCUGGCGUGGACCGCUCUGCCCAGAGACAGGCAAGUGGUGGCUUGGCACCGGCCCUACUGUGUCGACCUCGAAGAAAGUACCUUCUCACACUUGCGCUCCUUCCUCGAGCGCUACUGUGACGGCAUCAACAGUGAAGUUCCUCCUCUCCCGUUCCCCUCAUCCAGGGAGCAUCAUAACUUCCUAAAGCUGUGCCUUCGGCUCUUGUCCAAUCAUCUGGCUCUGGCCCUUGCUGGGGGCGUGGCCACCAGUAUCUUAGGUCGUCAGGCCAGGCCCCUGAGGAACCUGCUCUUCAGACUGAUGGACUCCUCUGUGCCAGAUGAGAUUCAGGAGGCGGUGAUUGACACUCUGUCUGUGGGGGCGACCAUGUUGCUGCCUCCGCUGAGAGAGAGGAUGGAGCUCCUCCACUCGUUGCUGCCUCAGGGCCCUGACAGAUGGGAGAGUCUCUCCAAAGGACAGAGGAUGCAGCUGGACAUCAUCCUGACCAGUCUGCAGGACCACACCCACGUGGCCUCGCUCCUGGGUUACAGCUCUCCUGCUGACGGCCCCGAGGUUCUGACCUCCGGCCAGGGCUUCACAGCCUCGCCGGACCCCACGUACAGCGCCACAGCCGGCCACCCUGACACCCACCUGGCUGAGAUCCUGAUGAAGACGCUGCUCAGGAAUCUGGGCUUUUAUACUGAUCAGGCAUUCGGUGAGCUGGAGAAGAACAGUGAUAAGCUGCAGCAGGGCACGUCCUCCUCUGACAGCAGCCAACCAGCUCACCUCCACCAACUGCUGUGUUCCCUACAGAAGCAACUGUUAGCUUACUGCCACAUUAACUCUGUCACUGAGAACUCCAGCAGCGUGGCGUUACUCCACAAGCACCUGCAGCUCCUGCUGCCUCACGCCACAGAUAUCUUCUCCCGCUCAGCUGCUCUGAUAAAAGAGAGUUCUUGGAACGGCAACAUACGAGAGAAGCUACAGGAUGUGAUCUAUGUGUCUGCGGCAGGCAGCAUGCUUUGCCAGAUAAUCAACUCAUUGCUGCUGCUCCCGGUGUCUGUGGCGAGGCCUCUACUGAGCCACCUGCUGGACCUGCUGCCUCCUCUGGACCGCCUCAACAGGCUGCUCCCUGCUGCCUCCCCGCUGGAGGACCAGGAGCUGCAGUGGCCUCUGCACGGUACCUCUGACUUCGCUGAGCCAGCCUCGGGUAUGUCCCUGCCACAGCAGGCGCUCUCCUGGGUGUGGCUCGUGGAUCUGGAGAGGACAGUCGCCCUGCUGGUGGGCCGCUGCCUCGGUGGGAUGCUGCAGGGAGCUCCGACCUCACUGGAGGAGCAGGACACUGCGUACUGGCUCAAAACGCCGCUCUUCAGCAACGGCUUGGAAAUGGACAUCCCGCAGCUCGACACCUGCAUCAGCUCAUUACUGGAGGCGGCACUGUCUGGUAAUGAAGAGCAGAAGCCCUUUGACUGCACGCUGCGUCCUGACUUGAGUGUCCUGGUGGAUUUGGCUCUGUGUUCCUCUAAAGAACCUGCCAACAGCCUCUGGAUCAACAUGCAGGACUACGCCAUGAGCAAAGACUGGGACAACGCGUCUCUCAGUAAUGAGUCCCUGUUGGACACUGUUUCCAGGUUUGUGCUGGCAGCCUUAUUAAAGCACACAGGGCUGUUGGGCCAAGCCUGUGGAGAGGGCAGGUACCAACCAUCAAAGUCCCUGGCGGAGGUCUAUCGCAGUGUUUACAAGGUACGAAACCGGCUGCUGGCCUGUAAGAAUAUGGACUUCAUCCAGACGAGAUCCUCUUCGCGUGAGAGGAGGAUCUCAGACAAUCAGGACUCUCUGGACAUGGACCCUCAGGAGCACUCGUUCACACGCACCAUCGACGAGGAGGCAGAGCUUGAAGAGAGAGCGGACCGCGAGAGGGAGGAGGGCCAUCAGGAACAAGACGAUGAAGAGGAGGACCGGGAUCACGAAGUGAUGACGGCUGGAAAAAUUUUUCAAUGUUUCCUCUCAGCGCGGGAGGUCGCUCGCAGUCGGGACAGAGAGCGGGCCAGCAGCAGCACUGGACUGGGUUCCGGCUCUGUGUCCAGGAGCGGAGGAGGAGGAGGAGGAGAGGAGGACGCCAUUCUAUCUCAGGAGGGCAGGAGGGGCAGUACGGGUCUCCCCGAGGGUCAGGACCUAUACACAGCCGCCUGUAACUCUGUGAUCCACCGCUGCGCCCUGCUGCUGCUCGGGGUGAGCCCCGUGCUGGGUGAGCUGAGCAAGCAGAACCAGGAGGAGGGUCAGACGCAGUCGGCCACAGGAACACAGGAGUGUCUGAGCUUCAUGACCAGGAGCGAGAGUCUGAGUGCAGAGAGCCGCUCGGUGCAGAGCAGUCCCAGUUACAGACUGAUGAAGUCCAGGAGCGAGUCUGACCUCUCCCAGCCCGAGUCAGACGAAGAGGGUUACACUCUGAGUGGGAGGAGAAAUGUCGACCUGGACUUGGCGUUCUCUCACAAAAAGAGAGGCUUCCUUCACAGCUCUCCAGACUCCCUGGCCGAGUCCUGGUUCAGGGCCAAACUGAGCCGCCAGCGGAGCUACAGCUCGGCACACUCCUAUGAAGAGUCAGACCUGGACCUGAGCCGCUCACUGGGCAUCCAUGCUCUCAUUGAUAACAUGGUCAGCUUCAUCAGUGGAGAUGUGGGCCUGGCUCCAGCCUUCAAGGAGCCAGAGGAGAGUAUGUCCACCAGCCCACAGGCAACGAUCCUGGCCAUGGAGCAGCAACAGAGCCGGGCAGAGCUGCGGUUGGAGGCACUCCACCAGAUCGUGGUGUUGAUCUCCGGCAUGGAGGAGAAGGGCAGCCAGCCCGGGAACACAGAUCGAUCCAGCAGUGCCUUCCAGUCCUCCUCCCUGCUCACCUCCGUCAGGCUGCAGUUCCUGGCAGGUUGUUUUGGCCUCGGCACCGUGGGCACCGGAGGGCUGAAGAGGGAGAGCGUGCAGCUACAUCACUAUCAGGACGGAGUUAAAGCAGCGAAGAGAAGCCUCCAGAUGGAAAUCCAAACAGCUGUUCAUAAGAUCUACCAGCAGCUGUCUGUCACACUGGAGAGGGCGCUGCAGGCAAACAAACACCACAUAGAAGCCCAGCAGCGCCUCCUGCUGGUGACUGUGUUCGCACUGAGCGUUCGCUACCAGCCAGUGGACGUGUCCCUGGCCAUCUCCAGUGGACUGCUCAACGUGCUGUCCCAGCUCUGUGGGACAGAGACGAUGCUGGGGCAGCCGCUCCAGCUGCUGCAGAAACCCGGAGUGUCCCAGCUCAGCACCGCCCUCAAGGUGGCGUCCACCCGCCUGCUGCAGAUCCUCGCCAUCAGCACCGGGACGUAUGCAGACAAGUUGAGUCCCAAAGUCGUCCAGUCGCUGCUGGACCUGCUCUGCAGUCAGCUGAAGAACCUGCUGUCUCAGGCCGGAGUCAGUCUCCUGUCCUCUGGGAAAGACCAGGAAGACAGCAAACAUGAGGACAGUGCGGACUCUGAGAAGAAAGACUUCAGAGCAUUAAUCCGUAAGCAGCACACUGCUGAGCUUCAUCUCGGAGACUUCCUCGUCUUCCUCAGGAGGGUGGUGUCCUCCAAGGCCAUCCAGUCCAAGAUGGCCUCCCCUAAAUGGACUGAAGUGCUGCUCAACAUUGCAGCGCAGAAAUGCUGCUCAGGGGUCCCUCUGGUGGGAAACUUGAGAACUCGGCUCCUCGCUCUUCACGUGUUGGAGGCCGUCCUUCCUGCCUGUGAGGCCAACAUGGAGGACGACCAGAUGACACAGGUCGUUGAGCGUCUGUUCGCCCUGUUGUCUGACUGCAUGUGGGAAGCUCCUGUCGCUCAGGCCAAACACUCGGUCCAGAUCAAAGAAAAAGUUCAGGAACUCAAACUGCAGGGAGAGGCAGAGGAGGAGGACGAGAACCUUCCCAUUCAGGAAGUGUCCUUUGACCCGGAGAAGGCUCAGUGCUGUGUGGUGGAGAAUGGCCAGGGGCUGACGCAUGGCAGUGGGGGGAAAGGCUACGGCCUGGCGUCCACUGGGAUCUCCUCUGGAUGUUACCAGUGGAAGUUUUACAUCGUGAAGGAGAACCGAGGCAACGAGGGCACGUGUGUGGGUGUUUCACGAUGGCCCGUGCACGACUUCAACCACCGCACCACAUCAGAUAUGUGGCUGUACCGAGCGUACAGCGGGAACCUGUAUCACAACGGGGAGCAAACACUGACGCUCAGCAGCUUCACUCAGGGAGACUUCAUCACCUGCGUCCUGGACAUGGAGGCCAGAACCAUCUCCUUCGGCAAGAAUGGAGAGGAACCAAAGUUAGCCUUCGAGGAUGUCGACGCCACAGAGCUCUACCCCUGUGUGAUGUUCUACAGCAGCAACCCAGGAGAGAAGGUUAAGAUCUGUGACAUGCAGAUGAGGGGGACGCCUCGAGACCUCUUACCUGGUGACCCAGUCUGCAGCCCCAUGGCCACUGUCCUGGCCGAGGCCACCACACAGCUGAUCCGCAUCUUACAUCGCACUGACCACUGGACCCAUCGCAUCAACAAGACCAUGAUCGAGCGCCUCCACAAGAUCAAACCUUGCUUCAGAGAGUCUGCCAGUGCCUCAGGUGGCGGUGGGGGUCAGCGGCUGAAGAAGAGUCGCUCUGUGCAGAGCCGUGAGGAGCACGACGCCCAGAGAGAAAGCCAAGAAACACCCACCAGGACGGAGGAGGAGAGGGGACGCCACGGACGGCAGCACGGCCUGGGGGAGCUGUCGGAGCACCACCUGAGGACGCUCUGCACGGAGGUGUGGCCGGUCCUGGCGGUGAUCGGAGGGGCAGACGCAGGCCUACGUGUAGGUGGGCGAUGUGUGCACAAACAGACGGGGAGGCACGCUACUCUGCUGGGCGUGGUGAAGGAAGGCAGCACCUCAGCGAAGGUGCAGUGGGACGAGGCUGAGAUCACCAUCAGCUUCCCAACUUUCUGGUCGCCUAGUGACACUCCACUAUACAACCUGGAUCCCUGCGAGCCGCUGCCCUUCGACGUGGCGCGUUUCCGCGGCCUCACCGCCUCGCUGCUGCUGGACCUCACCUACCUCACCAGCAUCCACGAGGAAACCGCCGCCAAGCUCAGCGCACGCCGCCAUGAAAAGAAGCAUCGCAACGCAGCCUCGACCGGGCACGAACCAACCAGUAAUGAAGAGAAGGCGGAGAGCGAGGGGCACAGCCGUAAUGAACAAAAGGAGAACACUGGAGCCUCAUCAGGAGCAGCUCCAAACACCACGACCUCUGACCUGCGUGUGUCCCACAGCCUGGACGAGGUGAAAGCACACGUGGCUCCAAACUCUAAGUCAGAAAGUGAGAUCUCCUCUGUGGUUAGCGGAGGGGCAGGCGGGAACGAGACCCUUUUCACCACAGCUCCUCACACUCCUGCUGAGGGGAACAAGAAGAAAGGUCAUGAGCACGGCUCCCGCAGUCAUGAGCCGUCUCCUUCCUGCAUCGCCACGCAGUCUGAGAUCCACGCUGUGCAGCUGUCAUAUCUCUACCUGGGAGCCAUGAAGACCCUCAGCGCCCUGCUCAGCUGCAGCAAGUAUGCUGAGCUGCUGCUCAUACCAAAGGUGUUACCGGAAGCACCCAGCGGGCACAACGCUGAUCUGAAUGCCAGCACCAGCGGAAGCACAGCUGCCACCUCGCCGGUGUGCCAGGAGGAAGUGGAGAUGCGUGCGGCUCUGCAGUUCCUCAUGCGCCAUAUGGUGAAGCGGGCAGUGAUGCGCUCCCCCAUCAAGCGAGCUCUGGGCCUGGCGGACCUGGAGAGGGCGCAGGCCAUGAUCUACAAGCUCGUUGUGAACGGGCUGAUGGAGGAGCCCAGCGGGGGAAAGGCUAAGCCCGGAGUGAGGAGUGAACCGGAAGGUGAGGGGGAAGGUACAGAGGGUGAGCAGUUGGCACAGACCCCAGUCACCACCAGCCCCUCUGCCUCCAGCACCACCUCCUUCAUGAGCUCCUCGCUGGAGGACACCACCACUGCUACAACACCCGUCACAGACACAGAGACCGUCCCUGCCUCGGAGUCUCCGGGGGUCAUGCCUCUCAGCCUCCUCAGGCAAAUGUUCUCGAGCUACCCAACCACCACCCUCGUUCCAACCCGUCGAGCUCAGACUCCUCCUGUGUCCUCUCUGCCAACGUCUCCCUCUGAUGAGGUCGGCCGCCGGCAGAGUCUCACCUCCCCUGACUCGCAGCCCUCCAGACCACAGAACAGGACAGGUACCUCUCUGUCGGACCCCAGCAGCAGGCUGUCAACAUCUCCUCCUCCUCCCGCCAUCGCUGUGCCUCUGCUGGAGAUGGGCUUCUCUCUGCGCCAGAUCACCAAAGCUCUGGAAGCCACCGGUGCUCGAGGAGAAGCAGAUGCUCAGAACAUCACGGUGCUGGCCAUGUGGAUGAUAGAGCAUCCAGGCACAGAGGACGAACAUGACGAGCCUCACACCAGAGGCAGUGGCGUUGGCGGGGACGGGUCGGAUUCGUCCUGUCCGGGCGCGAUGGCCUCAGCUGGAGGCAAAUCUCUGGACAGGAGCCCGUACCUGUGCUCUCCCGGAGACAUCGCCAGUGCAGACGCUUCGGAAAUGGAGGAGGGCUUCAGUGAGAGUCCUGAGGGUCUGGAGCAGGACAGUGCAUCAGCCUCCAGCGGCGGUCCGCUCAGAGGCCGCUCUGCUGCCGGCAGGAAACACCGCUUUGACCUGGCAGCUCGCACACUGUUGGCCCGCGCUGCUGGACUGUACCGCUCGGUGCAGGCGCACCACAGCCAAUCACGACGGGAGGUCUCAUCGCUCCAACAGCAGCAGGACCCCGGCGCUCUUUACGACUUCAACCUGGAUGAAGAGCUGGAGAUGGACCUGGACGAGGAGACCAUGGAGGCCAUGUUCGGCCAGGACCUCGCCAGCGACACCGACAUUCUGGGAAUGUGGAUCCCGGAGGUACUGGACUGGCCAACAUGGCACGUGUGUGAGACAGACGAUCGAGACGAAGUGGUGGUGUGCGAGCUGUGCGAGGCCAACGUGGCCAACUUCAAUCAACACAUGAAGAAGAGUCACCCAGGCUGCGGCCGCAGUGCCAACCGCCAAGGCUACCGCAGCAACGGCUCCUACGUGGACGGCUGGUUUGGAGGCGAGUGUGGGAGCGGAAACCCUUACUACCUGCUGUGUGGCGGCUGCAGAGAGAAGUACCUGGCCAUCAAAAGCAAAGCCAAAGUCCCCAUCGUGGAGAGGUAUAAGGGGCAGGCUCCCGACCUCCUGGGGAAGCAGGACAGUGUCUAUGAAGAGGACUGGGACAUGCUGGACGUUGACGAAGAUGAGAAGCUGACGGGUGAAGAGGAGUUUGAGCUGUUGGCCGGCCCGUUGGGUCUCAGUGAGCGCAGGAUCGUCCCCGAGGCUGUCCAGUUCCCCGACAGCGAUCCGCUGGGAGCGUCUGUUGCCAUGGUGACAGCCACCAACAGCAUGGAGGAGACCCUGCUGCAGAUCGGCUGUCAGACCUCGGUGGAUAAGAGUUCAUCAGGCAGAGUGACCCUCGGCGAGCAGGCAGCGGCCCUCCAGAACCCCCACGACCGAGUGAUGGCUCUGAGGAGGGUGACGGCCGCGGCCCAGGUGCUGCUGGCCAGGACCAUGGUGAUGAGAGCGCUGUCCCUGCUGUCUGUCAGCGGCUCGAGCUGCAGCCUUGCAGCAGGUCUGGAGUCUCUGGGUUUAACCGACAUCAGGACUCUGGUCAGGCUGAUGUGCCUGGCGGCAGCAGGCCGAGCCGGUCUCUCCACUAGUCCCACAUCCGGCUCCAGCCACGCUGAGAGGCCCCGCGGGGCCGCCAAGGCCAGCAAACCCAUCUCCUGUUUGGCUUACCUCAGCACAGCUGUGGGCUGCUUGGCCUCCAACAGUCCCAACGCCGCCAAGCUGCUGGUGCAGCUCUGCACUCAGAACCUGAUCUCCGCAGCUACCGGUAUGAAUCUGACCACCGUGGACGACCCCAUCCAGAGGAAGUUCCUGCCCAGCUUCCUGCGCGGCGUGGCCGAGGAGAACAAGCUCGUCACAUCUCCAAACUUUGUGGUCACACAGGCUCUGGUGGCGCUGCUGGCAGAUAAAGGAGCCAGACUCAGACCUGCGUAUGACAAGGCUGAUAUGGAGAAAAGAGGUCUAAUUGCGCAUUUGUAUGCCCAUCCUUCCCAUAAUCCCUCCGCUGUAGGGCCUCUGGAGCUGGCCAACGCUCUGGCGGCCUGUUGCCUGUCCUCCAGGCUGUCCUCACAGCACCGUCAGUGGGCCGCCCAGCAGCUGGUCCGCACGCUGGCCGCCCAUGACCGCGACAACAACCAGAGCCGGCCGCAGACCUUUGCCGACAUGGCAGGGGACCUGCGGAAGUGCUCCUUCAUCAAGCUGGAGGCUCACCAGAGCAGAGUCAUCACGUGUGGGUGGUGCAGUAAGAAAGGCCUGCUGGCUACGAGUGGCAACGAUGGGACGGUCAGGAUGUGGAACGUAACCAAGAACCAGUACACCCUGCAGCAGACCUGCAUCUUCAAUAAGGAUGACGGCUCUUCCGAGGAGGGUGUGUCAGGUUUGGGAUCUCCCAGCGACCCCUGUCUGUCUCCUCUGGCCUGGAGUGUCACUGGAAAAUAUCUGGCGUCUGCCAUGGAGAAAAUGGUCAACAUCUGGCAAGUUAACGGUGGUAAGGGCCUGUUAGACAUGCAGCCUCACUGGGUGUCGGCGUUGGCUUGGCCUAAAGAGGAAGCAGAGUCUCUGUGGUGCGGGGAACCCAAAGACAUGCUGCUGGUGGGACGUAUGGACGGAUCUCUGGGCCUCAUUGAGGUGCUGGAUACCUCCAUGAUGCACCGCACCGAGCUGGAGCACUGCUACAGGAAAGAUGUGGCGGUGAUGCACAUAGCCUGGUACAGUGAAGACAAGCCUUUCGCUGUGGGCUACGCAGAUGGCAAGCUGCUGAUUGGAUCCAAAGAGCCUUUAGAAAAAGGAGCCAUCGUGGUCAUUGAUGCACACAAGGAGUCCAUCACCAGUAUGAAGUGGAGCCCUACUGGGGAGAUCCUGCUGACUUGUGCCAAAGAGGACACAGUGAAGCUGUGGGCCAGUCCCGACCCUCACUCCGACUCAGGCUCCGGCUCCAGCUGGCGCUGCCUGCAGAGUCUGAGACAUCCUUCCCCGGUGAACGGUGUGGCCUGGUGCAGCCUGCUGGGACGCGGCCCGAAGGCCCUCAGCAUGUUGGCCAUAUGCUGUCAGAACGGUCUGGUCACCGUCUGGACUGUUCCGCAGGACAUUUCUAACUUCCCAGAAUCCUCUUCGUCUGAGUCGGAGGGAUGGUGGGAAAAUGAAACAAAACCCAAAUUCAUGUCUUCCCGGUGGUCAGGAGACGGAGCGACGUGUGUUUUCCAGCUGAAAGGCCACAUCACUCCUGUCAGAACGUUGGCCUUCAGCCCCGAUGGUCUGGCUCUGGCAUCUGGAGGAGUCGGAGGCCUCAUGAACAUCUGGUCCCUGCGGGACGGGUCGGUGCUUCAGACAGUAGUAGCCGGUUCAGGUGCGAUCCAGAACAUCGUCUGGAUCCCAGAUGUGGGCGUCGCUGUCUGCUCCAACAGGUCCAAGGAUGUGCUGGUCGUUAACUGCUCCAAAGAGUUCAUGGCAUCCAGCCACGUGCUGGCCACCUGCCGCACCGCUCUGAAGAAGCAGGGCGUGGUCGGUCUCAACAUGGCACCCUGCAUGAGGGCCUUCCUGGAGAGGCUGCCCGUCAUGCUGCAGGAGCAGUAUGCCUACGAGAAGCCUCACGUCGUCUGUGGGGAGCAGCUCGUCCACAGCCCCUACAUGCAGUGCCUGGCCUCCCUGGCUGUGGGUCUCCACCUGGACCAGCUCCUGUGUCGCCCCCCUGUACCGCCUCACCUCCGACACUGCCCACCAGAGUCUGGCACCGCCGUCUGGUGUGCCAGUGAGUGGGCCUGGUUGGACUGUUUCUCUACGACAGUCAAGGCAGCGGAGGCUCUUGCUCGAGGCGCCACCUUCUCCGAGUCAUUCUCUGUUCCCGACCUGGAGCCUGUGCCCAAAGAUGAGAUGGCUCUGCUCAUGGACAACAGUAAAUGGGCGUCUGGUAUGGAUGAACAGAUCAUGUCCUGGGCCACCUCCAGACCAGAGGACUGGCACCUGGGGGGGAAGUGUGAUGUGUAUCUGUGGGGUGCAGGGCGACACGGCCAGCUGGCAGAGGCCGGCAGAAACAUCCUGGUGCCAACCACCGCCCCGUCCUUCUCUCAGGCUCAACAGGUGGUGUGUGGUCAGAACUGCACCUUUGUGAUCCAGCCUAACGGGACGGUGUUGGCCUGUGGCGAGGGCAGCUACGGCCGUCUGGGUCAGGGAAACUCUGACGACCUGCACGUUCUCACCGUCAUCUCAGCUCUUCAAGGUUUUGUUGUGACUCAGCUGGUGACAUCCUGCGGCAGUGACGGUCACUCCAUGGCUCUGACGGAGAGCGGUGAGGUGUUCAGCUGGGGCGACGGCGACUACGGCAAGCUUGGCCACGGGAACAGCGACCGCCAGCGCCGACCGAGGCAGAUCGAGGCGCUGCAAGGAGAGGAAGUGGUGCAGAUGUCCUGUGGGUUCAAACACUCGGCGGUGGUAACAGCUGACGGAAAGCUGUUCACGUUUGGGAACGGUGAUUACGGCAGACUGGGUUUAGGAAACACCUCCAACAAGAAGCUGCCCGAGAAGGUCACUGCUCUGGAGGGCUACCAGGUCGGACAGGUGGCGUGUGGUUUGAACCACACUUUAGUCGUCUCCGCUGACGGGAUGAUGGUUUGGGCGUUUGGUGACGGAGACUACGGAAAACUGGGACUCGGGAACUCCACAGCCAAGUCCUCGCCUCAGAAAGUGGACGUGUUGUGUGGAAUCAGCAUCAAGAAAGUGGCGUGUGGAACUCAGUUCUCUGUGGCUUUAACCAAAGAUGGCAAAGUUUACACAUUUGGUCAAGACCGCCUUAUAGGUCUGCCAGAAGGUCGAGCCAGGAACCACAACCGACCUCAGCUGGUGCCGGCUCUGGCGGGGAUCCACAUCCAGGACGUGGCUGUGGGAGCUGAACACACUCUGGUGCUCUCCUCCACGGGAGAGGUUUACACCUGGGGCAGCAACUCUGAGGGCCAGCUUGGUCUGGGACACACCAACCACGUCAGAGAACCGACAGUGGCGACGGCGCUGCAGGGUAAAAACAUCCACCAGAUCUCUGCUGGACGCUGCCACAGCGCUGCAUGGACAGCUCCCUGUGUGCCGCCUCGAGCGCCAGGCUCGUCGGUUCCUCUCCAGCUGGGUCUCCCUGUGGCGGUGCCUCCUCAGUACAGCGGGCUGAAAGAGGUCAGCAUCGAGGCGGUGAGGGCUCGCCUGCGACUCCUCUACCACUUCUCUGACCUCAUGUACUCCUCGUGGAGGCUGCUCAACCUCAGCCCCAACAACCAGAGCUGUACGUCCCACUAUAACGCUGGUACCUGGGGGAUCGUUCAGGGCCAGCUGAGACCCCUGCUGGCCCCCAGAGUGUACACUCUGCCCAUGGUGCGCUCCAUCGGCAAGACCAUGGUGCAGGGCAAAAACUACGGCCCCCAGAUCACCGUCAAACGGAUCUCCACACGAGGACGGAAAUGUAAACCCAUCUUCGUACAGAUCGCUCGUCAGGUUGUGAAGCUGAACGCCUCGGACCUCCGACUGCCCUCCAGAGCCUGGAAGGUCAAACUUGUAGGCGAGGGGGCUGAUGACGCUGGAGGGGUCUUUGAUGACACCAUCACAGAGAUGUGUCAGGAGUUGGAGACGGGAGUGGUCGACCUGCUCAUCCCCUCACCCAACGCCACAGCAGAGGUCGGCUACAACAGAGACAGGUUCCUCCUGAACCCGUCUGCCUGCCUGGACGAGCACAUGCUCCAGUUUAAGUUCCUGGGCAUCCUGAUGGGCGUGGCCAUCCGCACCAAGAAGCCCCUGGACCUCCACCUGGCUCCGCUGGUGUGGAAACAGCUGUGCUGCAUCCCCCUGCUGCUGGAGGACCUGGAGGAGGUCGACCUCCUUUAUGUGCAGACGCUCAAAAGCAUUCUUCACAUUGAAGACAGCGGCAUCACCGAGGAGAAUUUCCAUGAGAUGAUUCCUCUGGAUUCGUUUGUCGGGCAGAGUGCAGAUGGAAAGAUGGUUCCCAUCAUCCCCGGAGGAAACAGCAUCCCGCUCACUUUCUCCAACAGGAAGGAGUACGUGGAAAGAGCCAUCGAGUACCGGCUGCAUGAGAUCGAUCGACAGGUGGCGGCGGUGCGCGAGGGCAUGUCGUGGAUCGUGCCCGUGCCACUGCUCUCCCUGCUGACGGCCAAGCAGCUGGAGCAGAUGGUGUGCGGCAUGCCGGAGAUCUGUUGCGACGUGCUGAAGAAGGUGGUGCGCUACAGAGAGGUGGAUGAGCAGCACUCCCUGGUGCAGUGGUUCUGGCAGACGCUGGAGGAGUUCUCCAACGAGGAGCGAGUCCUCUUCAUGCGCUUCGUCUCCGGACGCUCCAGGCUGCCCGCCAACACGGCCGACAUCUCUCAGAGGUUUCAGAUCAUGAAGGUGGACAGGCCGUACGACAGCCUGCCGACCUCUCAGACCUGCUUCUUCCAGCUGCGUCUGCCUCCGUACUCCAGCCAGGCCGUCAUGGCGGAGCGGCUGCGUUACGCCAUCAACAACUGUCGCUCCAUCGACAUGGACAACUACAUGCUCUCCAGAAACGUGGACAACGCGGAGGGCUCCGACACGGACUACUGACGCAGGCACUUCACACGCACACAUGAAUAAGCAACAAGCGGCCACACGGACUUUAUCUGAACACACACACGGACUGUACAAGAAUACACACGCACACACAUACACACACAGACACAUACACACACGGAUGCUUGGUCAUCAGUGCACCAGUCGUAGGGAACUCCUGAGCUGACAGGCCACUUUUUAAAUCAUUUUAUGUAUUUCAAACGGCACAGAUUUCAUUUCUCCUCGUGGUUUAUUAGCAGUUUUUAAAUGACACAAAAAUCCACACGAGAAGUGCAUUUAGUGUGUGUUUUUUUUGUUUUUUUUGCUCAUUACUCCACAUCCCAUUUUCAGGGUUUCUGCAUGGAGGUUUGUUUAUUUGUUUGGAAAUGUGUAUAGAAUAUUCAAGCGAGCGCUGGAGGAAAAAAAGAAUAUUGUACAUUGUGUAAAAUGCUUCAUUAGGAAAAUGUUUUGCAUAAUAUCCAUAUUUAUUGUUUUCAUUGCCGACGCCGAGUUUCCCUGAAGCAUACAAAAAAACAACAAUAAAUGCUGCAGAAUUGA